Peronospora matthiolae is the source of this 381-nucleotide messenger RNA. The record is from the annotation of a GenBank genome assembly. NCBI's taxonomy places the organism in Eukaryota, Oomycota, Peronosporomycetes, Peronosporales, Peronosporaceae.
AUGCAUGCUGCACUCACCCAAGAGACCGCGAGACAUCAGAAGGUCCAAUCGAAGAAAGAACGACACAAGGCUGGCUAUUCCCAGGUCCAGACCAAUUUUUGCCGUCUGCGCAAUGCUCUUGCGGCACUGGUGGUAGAGCGCGAUCAGGGUUUGUGCGAUCUCGCUGAGCCCGAAGUCGAUCGCGAUCGGUUACGCUCUUUUCUCGCCGAUCCGGACGAUCAAGUGGAUCGGCUCCAGACUGAGAUCUCGAAUCUAGAGUCAGAGCGCGAUCUAGCAUUGCGCGAUCGGGAUGCUCUUCAGGUGAGUAUUGCCUCAUUCUCUACCAGCGUAUCCGUCCCUCUUUCUUUCCCUUCUGUCGCGGAGGCCUCAUCCCGUUCUUAA